GUGCCAUAAACUGCCAUUAUUAGGCUCUUUAAAAUUACAACUCGAUGAGCGGGACGUUGGUUCCUUCUCUCGCCCCUUCACGUCCGUGCCAUGUUCGACGUGUCCAUCGAGGAUGCGAUACCCCCUGCGUUUUUGUACUCACUUCUGGCGCUAACAGUCGCUUAUCACAUUUUUGCACCUUUAUGUUCCACCGUGAAACAACAAUCAUGGAUAUUGACCACAAUCAGUAGCGCUGCGAUGUCUCUGUCAAGUUUACCUCUUUUCUUUCUCUACGCCAGUUCUCGUGGAGAUUUAAGAGGGAUAAGGUCAACACUCUGGACGGAGAGCACCGGUCGAUUCUUUCAAGCUUAUCUUGUCACAGACCUAUUGAUGGGUGUGAUUUACUACCGUAGCAAGGUUAACUUGCUAACAGGCUGGAUUCACCACACGAUAUACAUUUUCAUCGUCGAGUAUGCCUGUCGUCAGAGCUGGAGUCAUCUGUUUGCACUGUGUGGUGUGAUGGAGAUACCCACCUUCCUUCUCGCCAUUGCGAGUCUCAACCCUCGCUUCCGCUCGGACGUGGUUUUUGCAAUGUCGUUUCUUGCGACUCGUAUUGUUCUGCAUGUAUUUCUAUGUGUAUCGAUGAUCGCCAGCCGGCAUCAUGUCACGAAUGAUUCGUAUGGCCCAGGCCUGAUCAUGGCUUGCAUAUUCCCUCUUCACGCAUUCUGGUUUUACGGGUCCCUGAAGGGGUUCGUCAAGCGCGCCAAAUCCCCAAAGUCUCAGCCCGUCAGCCAAGGAACUGUCACGGCAUCAGGGUUUACUUCCUUGCGCGCAAGGUCUUGGAUGCUGCCACGCCGCCGUGGCUCGCUUAGGCAGGCUGUUCGUGCUUGGGACAGGCUUGAACUCAGAAAGGCAGCUGGACGUUUCGGGGAUGUCCAGCGCCGUCUGAGGGCUUCAAUACCUGCGGCGCGCGAGCAAGUGUAUGCUUAUGUUGGAUUAGAGAGGCUCCCGAGUGGAGAGCCGCAACAGACUGGUGCUAAGACUGAAUCCUCUUUCUGAUAUAAAGACAUUUUACAAGGUGUAGUCUUUUUCAUCCUUUAUACCUCGAUGGUUUAUGUGGGAUAACUUUAUGCUAAACAAUCCUAUACCCAUACCCCUGUAAUAACAGUAUACCAGGCCAGUAACGGCCUCUAUCCUUCAUCCAUGAUGUUUUAGAUACUACCACUAUCUUAUGUACUCAUGUAUUCCACUGGACAUUUUCCCCAAAGAUCUAGAGGUCUAUCC
Suillus discolor is the source of this 1263-nucleotide messenger RNA. RefSeq lists its product as uncharacterized. Bases 91 to 1038 code for a protein of 315 amino acids. Gene Ontology annotation, cellular component: endoplasmic reticulum. NCBI's taxonomy places the organism in Eukaryota, Fungi, Basidiomycota, Agaricomycetes, Boletales, Suillaceae. The record is from RefSeq and is a predicted model, not a curated record. The transcript is spliced from 4 exons. Gene Ontology annotation, biological process: lipid homeostasis.